Molecule: messenger RNA, 2067 nt
Organism: Besnoitia besnoiti
Lineage: Eukaryota; Apicomplexa; Conoidasida; Eucoccidiorida; Sarcocystidae
Exons: 6
Coding region: 1-2067 (688 amino acids)
Molecular function (GO): protein binding
Source: RefSeq, a predicted model, not a curated record
AUGGAGCAACCGGAGACAACAUCUGCCCCUGGGACGUCCUUGACGUCAGAAGGAGCAGAGGCUCCACUGUCGGCGAGCGCGCCCUCGGUUUCUGCCACAGAGGGAUCUACGCCGGCUUCGGACCUUGCGCAGACAUCCAUAGGGGCUCCAGUGUCUCUGUCCGCCCCACCUGCCGGCGGCUUACAAGCGGCGGAGACGUCGUCGGCUUCCGCAGCCGGUGUCCGCCCCCCUGGUUCUGACAAAGUAGAUGCCUCGAUGGACCCUGGAGCCGUCUCGUCCUCUUUUCCUCUUUUGGACGGCAGCAUUCACGGGCUGGACUGCGCGCGCGGCGAGCUUCUUCUUACCGAGGCGGAAGCGCGAGCGCUGGAGGAACGCUUGGCGGCUGAGUGGACCAAACAGACGCCGCAGGAGGAGGGCAGUGAGGCGAGGGAUCCCACCAGUUUUCGAACGCAGUGGCGUUUUCAGCCGGCUGUGGCGACGGAGGCGUUUCGGGGAGCAGGCGCCAAAAAGGCGCGCAAGGGCGCAGGCAGCUCAUCGCGUCGCGGCCUGAACGCUCUCUCUGGGCUCCUCGAGAGCGCGGGGCUGAAGCUGGAGCCGACAGAGCUGAGCGCCUCGGGUCGACCUCAGCGUGCGUCGCGCUCCACUGCAGCAGCGGCUGCCGCUCCCUCCGGGACGAGUGCGGCCGCGGAGCAGCCUGCGUCGCAGUCUUCUCAGGCCGCGCCGCCUUCGUCUGCGUCGCAGGACGCUUCAAGCCGGCGCGGAGGAGGCGCGAAAGAUCCGCAGACGGGCUCUCAGCAGGCCUGGGUGCCGUCUCCGUGGGUCUGCUGGAUGCACGAAGUUCUCGUGGAGCUCUGCAAGCAGCCAGUCUGUUUGCCUUUCUUCCCGCGCGUCUCGCCUCGCGACGCACACUACCCGGAGCUUGCGCGGAAGGUGUAUCCGGCCGUGCCUAUCACGCUGGAGAGUGUCUUGGACCGCCUGGAGCGAAACGAAUAUACCUGCACCGAGGAGGUCUUCAACGACGUAUACACAGUCUUCCUCUGCGCAUUCCGGUACUACGAGCCGGGAAACCAGUACUGGAUGAUGGCCCAAGAGGCCUCGAUCGUCUUCCAAGCUCUCACGCAGAACAAGCCGCUCUUGUCGUGCGACUUCGACGCCGCCGUCGCUGCCGCCGUCAACCCCUCCAGCGCGUCGGCCGCCGCGGGCGCCGCGGCAGCCAGCGCGAGAGCCGGCGUGGCUGUCCCCAGUCUUCCGCCAGCCUCUGCGAGUGCGCAGUCCACUCUGGGCAAGCAGACAGCGAGCCGAGCAGAGAGGAAGGGGAAGGGUGGACGAGAAGCUGGCAAAGCGGGAAAAGGCGCGGCGCGCGGAAGACCGGCACUGCAGGCUGCCGCAGGCACCCCAAACGGAGACUGGGGAUCCGCGGAUGCAGCGACGGCAGUGCCCGGCGCGCCUGCGCUUCCACCGGGUGCCGGAGUGUCCGCGGCCGCGAUGGGCGUCGUGACGGCGCAAGAGCGCGAGGCUUUCCAACAAAUCCUUGGGCAGCUGGACAUGGAAGUGCACCUAGAGCUGUACAGCGUCUUCAAAGAUCGCGCGAUGUGGCUCUCGUUCGGUACCGGAGAAGUAGAACUCGACGACGCUAGUACUGCGCCAGUGGUUUUCCGGGAAAUGGUUGCGUGGUGCCGCGGCCGUCUAGCGGAGCAGCAGCAGCGGCAAGCUGCUGCUGCCUCGCAGCAUCCUCAUGCGCCAAACGCACCGCCACCCGCAGGGCACUCAGCCCCCGCAGCGCCGGUGAUGGGACCGGGUUCUGGGAUCCGGGCGGCGUAUGCCGGCAUCCCUCUGGGCGCGAGUGACCCCGCGGGUGGGUCUCUGCACCCUGCCGCAACAAAGAGGCCGGCAACGAACGGCGACGCGGGAGCUCCGGCGCCCUCUCCGUCUCCCUCCAAGAAACUCCGAAGCUCGCUCGCAGACAGCGCGAGCUCGAGCUCGUCAGACGCUCCCAGCCUGGAUUCAUCGACGCUGCUGUCCCUACCCCCCUCUGUGCCUGCAGACGCGAGCGACGACGACUAUUGA